GCCCCGCCGCGCGAGAAGGCGACUCCAGGGAAAGGGGGGGAGGGAGACCGCGGGCGGCCGGGGCGGGCCCCCCAGGCUCCGGAGGGACCCCCGACUCCAGCCACGUCUGGCUCUGCGCCCGCCCGGCGCGGCCCGGGCACCGACGGCUCCUGCCCGCGCGGCUGAGACGCGGGGCCACACCUGGGCGCCCGUGCCCCGCAUGGCCGCGCGCUGAGGGCCCGACAGGGAGGGAGUCCCGCGCGGAAAGCCGGCGUCCGACCCGCUCAGGAGUGGGGGGAGGAGGGUGUUCAGACUUGGGGGGGCUAGCGCCCCCCAAACUCGGAUCGGAUCCAACCGGAGCGAGGCGGCGCCAUGGAGCUGCGGGCGCUGCUGUGCUGGGCUUCGCUCGCCGCCGCUUUGGAAGAGACCCUAUUGAACACAAAAUUGGAAACUGCUGACCUGAAGUGGGUGACGUUUCCCCAGGUGGAGGGGCAGUGGGAGGAGCUGAGCGGCCUGGACGAGGAGCAGCAUAGCGUCCGCACCUAUGAAGUAUGCGACGUGCAGCGGGCCCCAGGCCUGGCCCACUGGCUGCGCACGGGCUGGGUGCCACGGCGCGGCGCCGUCCACGUCUAUGCCACGCUGCGCUUCACUAUGCUCGAGUGCCUCUCCCUGCCCCGGGCCGGCCGCUCCUGCAAGGAGACCUUCACCGUCUUCUAUUACGAAAGCGAUGCCGACACUGCCACGGCCGUCACGCCGCCCUGGAUGGAGAACCCCUACAUCAAGGUGGACACAGUGGCUGCCGAGCACCUGACGCGAAAACGCCCGGGGGCCGAGGCCACAGGGAAGGUGAACGUCAAGACGCUGCGCCUGGGCCCGCUCACCAAGGCCGGCUUCUACCUGGCCUUCCAGGACCAGGGCGCCUGCAUGGCCCUGCUGUCCCUGCACCUCUUCUACAAGAAGUGCGCCCAGCUGACCGUGAACCUGACCCGCUUCCCGGAGACCGUGCCUCGCGAGCUGGUGGUUCCCGUGGCCGGGAGCUGCGUGGCUGAUGCCGUCCCCGCACCCGGCCCCAGCUCCAGCCUCUACUGCCGGGAGGACGGCCAGUGGGCCGAGCAGCCCGUCACCGGCUGCAGCUGUGCUCCGGGCUUCGAGGCCGUCGAGGGGAACACCAGGUGCCGAGCCUGUGCCCAGGGCACCUUCAAGCCCCUGCCAGGGGAGGGGUCCUGCCAGCCAUGCCCGGCCAACAGCCACUCCAAUGCCAUCGGCUCGUCCGUCUGCCAGUGCCGCAUCGGGUACUUCCGGGCCCGCACGGACCCCCGGGGUGCUCCCUGCACCACCCCGCCCUCUGCACCCCGAAGCGUCGUCUCCCGUCUGAACGGCUCCUCCCUGCGCCUGGAGUGGAGUGCCCCCCUGGAGUCCGGCGGCCGGGAGGACCUCACCUACACCCUGCGCUGCCGCGAGUGCCGCCCUGGGGGUCCCUGCACGCCCUGCGGGGGCGACCUGACCUUCGACCCUGGCCCCCGGGACCUGGUCGAGCCCUGGGUGAUGAUCCGUGGGCUGCGCCCCGACUUCACCUAUACCUUCGAGGUCACUGCCUUGAACGGGGUGUCCUCCCUGGCAACGGGGCCGGCGCCCUUCGAGCCCGUCAAUGUCACCACCGACCGUGAGGUGCCCCCGCCUGUGUCCGAUAUCCGGGUGACGCGGUCGUCACCCAGCAGCUUGAGCCUGGCCUGGGCUGUUCCCCGGGCGCCUGGUGGGGCCGUGCUGGACUAUGAGGUCAAGUACUACGAGAAGGGCGCGGAGGGCCCCAGCAGCGUGCGCUUCCUGAAGACCUCGGAAAACCGGGCAGAGCUGCAGGGGCUGAAGCGGGGAGCCAGCUACCUGGUCCAGGUGCGGGCACGCUCCGAGGCUGGCUACGGACCCUUCGGCCAGGAGCACCACAGCCAGACGCAGCGGGAUGAACACGAGAGUUGGCGGGAGCAGCUGGCCCUGAUCGCAGGCACGGCGGUCGUGGGUGUGGUACUGGUCCUGGUGGUGGUCGUCAUCGCCGUUCUCUGCCUCAGGAAGCAGAGCAGUGGGCGAGAAGCCGAGUACUCGGACAAGCACGGACAGUAUCUCAUCGGGCAUGGUACAAAGGUCUAUAUCGACCCCUUCACUUACGAAGACCCUAAUGAGGCUGUGAGGGAAUUUGCCAAAGAAAUCGACGUCUCCUACGUCAAGAUCGAAGAGGUGAUCGGCGCAGGUGAGUUUGGUGAGGUGUGCCGGGGGCGGCUCAAGGCGCCGGGCAAGAAGGAGGGCUGCGUGGCCAUCAAGACCCUGAAGGGCGGUUACACCGAGCGGCAGAGACGCGAGUUCCUGAGUGAGGCGUCCAUCAUGGGCCAGUUCGAGCACCCCAACAUCAUCCGCCUCGAGGGUGUCGUCACCAACAGUGUCCCCGUCAUGAUCCUCACCGAGUUCAUGGAGAACGGUGCCCUGGACUCCUUCCUGCGGCUGAACGAUGGGCAGUUCACAGCCAUCCAGCUGGUGGGCAUGCUGCGGGGCAUUGCCUCGGGCAUGCGGUAUCUGGCCGAGAUGAGCUACGUCCACCGCGACCUGGCCGCCCGCAACAUCCUGGUCAACAGCAACCUGGUCUGCAAGGUGUCCGACUUUGGCCUCUCGCGCUUCCUAGAGGAGAACUCUUCUGAUCCCACCUACACAAGCUCUCUGGGAGGAAAGAUUCCCAUACGAUGGACAGCCCCUGAGGCCAUCGCCUUCCGGAAGUUCACAUCUGCCAGCGACGCCUGGAGUUAUGGGAUUGUGAUGUGGGAGGUCAUGUCUUUCGGGGAACGGCCGUAUUGGGAUAUGAGCAAUCAGGACGUGAUCAAUGCCAUCGAGCAGGACUACCGGCUGCCACCGCCCCCAGACUGCCCCACCUCCCUGCACCAGCUCAUGCUGGACUGUUGGCAGAAGGACCGGAAUGCCCGGCCCCGCUUCCCCCAGGUGGUCAGUGCCCUGGACAAGAUGAUCCGGAACCCAGCCAGCCUCAAAAUCGUGGCCAGGGAGAAUGGCGGGGCCUCGCAUCCGCUCCUGGAUCAGCGGCAGCCUCACUACUCGGCUUUCGGCUCCGUGGGGGAGUGGCUCCGAGCCAUCAAGAUGGGAAGAUACGAAGAAAGUUUUGCAGCCGCCGGAUUUGGCUCCUUCGAGCUGGUCAGCCAGAUCUCUGCUGAGGACCUGCUUCGAAUUGGAGUCACCCUGGCGGGACACCAGAAGAAAAUCCUGGCCAGUGUCCAGCACAUGAAGGCCCAGGCCAAGCCUGGAGCGCCAGGCGGGAGCGGAGGAGCAGCCCCGCAGUACUGACCGGCCCGUCACCUACCCCAGGGCCGCAGCCCCUGCCCCCUUGUCCUGGGGCAGAGUCGGUGGGGACUCGCGGAGGCCCCAUCGCUGCGCCCCGCUGGAUUGCACUUUGAACCCUUGGGGCUGGGGUGUCGGCAGUUUGGAGAGACUGGAUUUGGGGGUUCUGCCCUCCCCCCGGGAUUGGGUGUGACCAGGAAAAAAGGAAACGCCCGUAAUCUCCCGACUUCCCCAGGGGAGGUUGGGUGGGGACCCCCGCAGCAGCCCUCUGAUCCCCAGUCAGGGCUCCCAGGUGCUCCCCCUCACCCUACGGGCCAUGCAGACCAAAGAGAGGGGGGCCACUCGCCCGCGAGCGCGGCAGUGGGGCGACGUCGGGAGGCAGGAAGGGGCGUCAUGGCCAGUGACGAAGUCAUUGGACUUCGAUGUCUCGACCUUGCUGCUGUCACCACCGAACUCGACUUUUUUCCUUGUAAAUGCCCCUCCCCCCAUCUGUUGUUGCCUUCAUAUUGAAGGUUUUUGAGUUUUA
This is a messenger RNA of Choloepus didactylus (southern two-toed sloth), 3835 nucleotides long. RefSeq names its product EPH receptor B4 (gene EPHB4). NCBI's taxonomy places the organism in Eukaryota, Metazoa, Chordata, Mammalia, Pilosa, Megalonychidae. Gene Ontology annotation, molecular function: protein binding; transmembrane-ephrin receptor activity; ATP binding. Gene Ontology annotation, cellular component: plasma membrane; neuron projection. Gene Ontology annotation, biological process: central nervous system projection neuron axonogenesis; protein phosphorylation; cell surface receptor protein tyrosine kinase signaling pathway. Bases 352 to 3315 code for a protein of 987 amino acids. The transcript has 17 exons. The record is from RefSeq and is a predicted model, not a curated record.